AUGAUGAAUAACAUGGAAACCACAUAUAUGGAACAAAGUCUAAAACCGUUAAAGAUUGUGAGAAGAACAACCGCAAAGGAAAACAUUUCCAUAAGGGAGAAGGUGAAAAAGAAUGUUUCCUCGUGUGCUAGGAUGACCGCUGAGCCAGAUUAUAAGUUCAACAACAUCUUACAGAAUGAACAAGAUGCAGUUUAUCCAUUUUUCUACAGUGAUAUUCAAACUAAUGAAGUGUACCUGAAAAACAAGCAGCCCAAACUCGACUUCACAACCGACGUGACCUUUUACCGGAACGUUGUUAAGAAGUAUACCAAGCCCGUGAACUACAAGUACAUUCCUGUGGUUGGUGGGAAGAGACAACCAUUGGAUGAUCCUGUUCUUCAGUGUUUUACUAAAACAAAACAAGACUCGCAACUUCAAUUUGGGGAUUAUCUCUUGAACGUCUCGCAGAGUGGAGCGGCCAACUUGAAAUACGAGCCACUUGAAAACGUCCAGUACAGUGACGACGAGGUACUAUAUCGAAGUGACGAAGGUGAAGUCUCAAGGCUUGAGAAUUCCGAUUUGGACAAUGACUCCGAAGCAGACAUGACUGAAACUGACGGUGAAGAUGAAAUGGAAAUCAGUCUUGGACCAAGCAAUCUCAUGGACGCGGGUGUCCUUACACCGUCAACGCCAAGAAGGAGUGUCAAUGAUCACCUCAAGACCUCUCCAAAGAGACAAGAGACUCUAUUGAGGACCUUGGCAAACAAGUCACCAAUCAAAAGACUAACUAAUGAGAGACUAAACAAAUCAAAACAUAUGAACUACUCCAAGUUUGACAGUUCCAUGUGUAUUAGUGCCAAGGCCAUCAUGAAAAUGGUCGACGAUAGCUUGGUGUCAAGUGACACCGAAAUCUACAACCAAUCCUACACAAGUGCACAUGCACAUGGUAAUCCUUUUAAUUCUCUCAAAAACGUGGAUUUUAGUAUCAAUGCUUCAGAUCUUAUCAGUGCAUUGAAUGACAAUGAAUAUUAG
Molecule: messenger RNA, 1011 nt
Organism: Pichia kudriavzevii
Lineage: Eukaryota; Fungi; Ascomycota; Pichiomycetes; Pichiales; Pichiaceae
Exons: 1
Coding region: 1-1011 (336 amino acids)
Source: RefSeq, a predicted model, not a curated record